AAAUCGUUAGCUAGCUAACAAUUAGCUGGCUAUUUUUUAUUUAUUUAUUGCUACAAUCAAAUAUAUUAGAGUAUAGUUAGGUUAGCAAGUUACAGUACUAGAGUAACGUCAGCACAACUAUGGAAAACAUCAGUUCAUGAUGUGAUCAAUAUCCGAUAUAAAUUUAAUUCGGCGUUGUUACCAGACAUCAAGUGAAGUCAAAGGGCCAGCCUCUGUAAUCUGAGCAGAAUGAGACAGAGCCCAAGAAGGCCCCUGAUCCUCAAGAGGAGGAAGCUGCCUUUCCAGGGAAAUGAACCAGCAAUUGAUGAGCCCGAUGGACUACGGCGCAAGGAAGCAUCCACAUCCAAACCCUCAGGUGGCCAGUGUUUUCCUGAUGGCAUCCGUAUCAUGGACCAUCCCACUAUGCCUGGCACACAAGUGGUUGUCAUCCCCAAAACUGCAGACCUUCAGAGUGUAAUUGGGGCCCUCACUGCCAAGGGGAAGGAGUGUGGCUCUCAAGGACCAAACAAAUUCAUCCUUCUAAGUGGUGGCGGCUCUAUCAAGGAUGGUGCAGAUUCUUCCUGUCAAUCUACCUAUAUGGGAGGUCGCAGCUCUGGUAGGAGUAGCAUAGCUCUUGUCACAGAGAAAGCAACAACAAUGGACUGCCUACAGGAUACUAAGACUUUAACUACAAUUAAACCAUUGAAUAGGGACCUUGAUUGCAGUCCACUAGAUGACAGCCUUACUAACAUUCAGUGGCUUGGGAGGAUGAAUACAGACAGUCUUGGACCAGAUCCUGCUAAGAAAGCUGCCAACAAAGAGAAUCAUGAUGCUUGCCAACAGAUUCUCCAGUCACAAAGUGAGCGAAUGGAAGCACACAGGGUUGUCAAAGACCCCUUGUCAGAGAGACCACCCUACUCAUACAUGGCGAUGAUUCAGUUUGCCAUCAACAGUAAGAAGAGCAGGAGGAUGACAUUGAAAGAGAUCUACACUUGGAUUGAGGACCACUUUCCAUAUUUCAGAAAGGUGGCCAAGCCAGGCUGGAAGAAUUCCAUCCGCCACAAUCUCUCCCUGCAUGACAUGUUCAUCCGUGAGACGACACAAGAUGGCAAGGUCUCCUACUGGACCAUCCGCCCAGAGGCCAAUCGCUGCCUUACUCUUGACCAGGUUUACAAGACUGAGUCUGAUCCAACUUCCAUCUCGCCUCGGACCAUGCAGGUCUAUGACCAACACCAACAGAAGAGAAUUGCUCCUGAAAUCAAGAAAACAUCUGGCGGUGCCCCUGAGAGGAAGAUGAAGCCCCUUCUUCCUCGUGCAGACUCCUACCUAGUCCCCAUCCAGCUGCCUUUCACCCAGUCACUCUUCCUGUCCUCGUCCACACAGCUUCCUCUCUCUGCCCCCCAGCAGAAAUCUAGCUCCUCAGGAGGGGGCAAGAGGGUCCGUAUAGCUCCCAAGGUUACGUACAGUGAUGCCUCCACAGUGAUGCUGUAUGCUCCUCCCAUUGAGGAGAUGAAGGAGGAGCAGGUCUGUGUGCCCCUGACCCCCGUUACCCCUAGGGCUGUUCUGACCAACGCCAGGAGGGAAGUCAGCAGCUCCCGUCGCAAGCAGCGCCUCGUCCUACCUUCCAACGAGGAGCCCGUGCUCCUCUUCCCCGACAGCACCUUCUUCGACUCGGGCCUGGCCUCCGACGGCUCCGCGUUCCAGGACGCCGAGCUCGACCCCCGGCCGGAGCCUAACAGCCCCUGCAGGGAGUACUCUUUCAAGACCCCCGUCAAGAGCAGCCACCCAGCCUCCUCCACCCCCAGCAAGCCACCCACUGUGCUGCUAGAGCCCUGGAGGGUGACCCCGCUGGGCAAGGAGAGAGGUGGCAUGCUGGACUUCAGCCCCAUCCGCACCCCAGGCUCCAGCUUCACCCCGCACCACCAUGACCACACCCCCUUCAGCUUCAGUAGCACUCCUUUUAAGGACCUGCCCUUGUUCAACUCCCCUUGUGAGCUGCUCACCUCGGCACGCUCCUCAUCCGCGGCUGGCCCCACCGACACCUACUCCCCGGGGCCAGAGCGUCUGCAGGGCUGCUCCAGAGAGCUCCAGAUCGGGGGUCCCUCCACAGCCAACCGCUCCCUUACGGAGGGCCUGGUCCUGGACACCAUGAAUGACAGCCUGAGCAAAAUCUUAGUGGAUAUCAGCUUCUCUGGCCUGGAGGAUGAUGAUCUGGGUAUGGGGAACAUCAGCUGGUCUCAGCUCAUCCCUGAACUCAAGUAGCCACUGCCGAGCAGAGAGCGCGACCCUUUCCAAGUUCUUUGCUAGAUGAGAAGGAUGCCAUAGUCUCAUCAUUACCCAAGCUGCUCACAUAUCGUCUUCCAAUCUGUAAAUGUGGGAGUUUUCUUUCUUAGGUUUUUCCUUUGUCAUUGGUUGCCUUUGUCACUACUAACCUGUCUUCUUCCACUCCUUUUUUCUGUCGCUUGGUUGUGUUUCAUGCCACAAGCUUAAGCUACCAUAUUUUUAUAACAAUUCACUGCCUCCCACGAUAGUCUUCAAGGAACUGCUAGAGAACAUAAAAGUAUGUCUGAGUUGUAUGUUGAUGUUUGUAGCCUACAUUUAAUAUGUAUGUUUAAUUUGCACAUUUUGUAAUAUGUUUUGCUCUUUCAAAUGUAAAUGUAAACAUAGAUUCAUCAAACUAUCCAGUGAGACUGACACUACCAUGCUAGAAUAUAAGACCUGGGGCCUCCUCUGAAAGUGAGCGAGUCUCCAUUUGAUGGGAUCUCUAAAAGGACGUACAGAUGACCAACCACCAAUGAGAGAAAUUAAUCAAAUGACUAACAACAAGGACUGUCUACAGCCAAAGGAGAUGCCAUUUUUUGAUUGACCAAGUCAACACUUAUUCUAGUGCACUUUUAUAAUUUAUUCUGGGUAUGACACAUCAAUGUCCAAUCUGCUUUGUGAACUUUAAGACUGUUAGUAGUGAGUGAUCAACUAUGUAAAAGCAUAAAGUAAUAUGGUGAAGUCUAUAUUCCUAUCUUACUCCCUCUGUGUAGAAAGGAAAUAUUUGAAUAAAGAAAAUGUAUGUUUGAAUUGUCA
Messenger RNA from Coregonus clupeaformis (lake whitefish), 3057 nucleotides. RefSeq names its product forkhead box protein M1-like. Bases 229 to 2241 code for a protein of 670 amino acids. Gene Ontology annotation, molecular function: DNA-binding transcription factor activity; sequence-specific DNA binding. Lineage: Eukaryota; Metazoa; Chordata; Actinopteri; Salmoniformes; Salmonidae. The record is from RefSeq and is a predicted model, not a curated record. The transcript is spliced from 9 exons. Gene Ontology annotation, biological process: G2/M transition of mitotic cell cycle; regulation of DNA-templated transcription.